This is a messenger RNA of Pterocles gutturalis (yellow-throated sandgrouse), 820 nucleotides long. It is a transcript of the gene LY86, whose product is annotated as lymphocyte antigen 86. The coding region runs from base 41 to 526 and encodes 161 amino acids. Lineage: Eukaryota; Metazoa; Chordata; Aves; Pterocliformes; Pteroclidae. The transcript is spliced from 5 exons. Gene Ontology annotation, biological process: innate immune response; positive regulation of lipopolysaccharide-mediated signaling pathway. The record is from RefSeq and is a predicted model, not a curated record.
GAGACAGACAGAAGUAAUCCUGUAAACUACCACCACCAACAUGAAGACAUCAAAUGUUCUUGUUCUCAUCUUAGUCCUGCUUUACAUCAAUGCCAGCACAGAGUGGCCUACGCACACAGUCUGCAAAGAGGACAACUUGGAAAUAUAUUACAAAAGCUGUGAUCCCCAGCAAGAUUUUGCUUUCAGCAUUGACCGCUGUUCUGAUAUCAUGACCCACACCUUUAACAUCAGAGCUGCAAUGGUCCUAAGACACAGCAUCAAGGAACUGUACGUCAAAGUUGAGCUGAUCAUGAAUGGGAAGACUGUCUUAACCUACUCUGAGACGCUUUGCGAGCCGGGUCAUUCUAAGCUUAUUUUCUGUGGAAAGAAGAAAGGAGAACACCUCUACUAUGAGGGACCUGUCACACUGGGAAUCCAAGAAAUCCCACAGGGAGAUUACACUAUUUCAGCAAAGCUGACUAAUGAAGAUCACGUCACUGUUGCUUGUGCUGAUUUUACGGUGAAAAAUUAUUUGGAGUAUUAUUAGCAACAAACCAACUUCAUGAAAGCUACAGACUACCAAAGCUAUUCAAGCCAAGUGAGCUGCUCACAUGCUACAAUGAUUCUGAAGGAAAUAAUCCCCACACUGUAGUUCUGAUGCUAUUCCUUUUUAUAAUUCACUAUUAUCAAGAAGUCACUAGACCCUCUAGUGGUAAUUUUAUCUCUAAAUGCACACUGUAGCCCACUUUUUGCUUCUAACAUAUACAGCUGCAAGUAGAAAGUAUUUGAUAACAUUCUCAUUUUAGGACUAAAAUAGCAUGAGGCAGAACAGGCGAGAACC